UGGUAUGUGUUUAUUUUUAAGACGAUGGCACGUUUGCCGUGCGUCCUCGAAACAAGACAUACGUUGAGGGACAAAAGGUAACCCUGACAUGCAAUCGGGACCGUAUGUCAAAAGCCAAAAUCCACUGGUUUAUGAGGAAAAAGGACCACGAUUCAGAGAUCAAGAUAAGCACAGAUGAAGGUAGACUGGAUGUUUCACAAGAUGGGACACAGCUAACGAUUACUGAACUAAGACGAACAGAUCAAGGCAGUUACCGAUGUGAAGCACGAUACAAAGAUAAACGCUCGCAGUUCUCUUCUUAUGGAUAUGUAAAUGUUAAUUUUCUUCACAAUGUUUCCAUCACAACGCCAAAUCCUUACAUUCUUACUCUUGGCCAGAGGGGAGCUUCUCUUCUGUGCAAUGCAGUUGGUUUUCCAAAACCUGCCUUGACUUGGUACAAAGAAGUAACAAUUAAAUCUGCCUCACAAAUCAAAAGCUUUCAAACAUUGAGUUCCAUCAACUCAGGUGGCCAAGAUGGCGUCCAGUUGCCCCUUACAGCAUCUGGCAAUGGAAUAAGUUACGAAGAAGCAGGCAACUACACGUGCGAGGCUUACAGCAAAACCUUGAACAAGACUACAAGAGGGACAAUAGAAGUUCUAAUUAAACCAGAAAUCCAAUACAAACCGACAAACCAGAUUGUCAUACAAGGGAAAACAGCAUCAUUUUAUUGUAAUGCCACUGGAGUACCUGAGCCCACAAUAUCAUGGAGAUUCAAACACAAACCCAAAAACACUGGGAUUAAACUCGUGAUUGACAAAGUACAAAAUACUGGAGAAUACGAAGGAAGGUAUACAUGUAUUGCAAGCAGCAGGGCUGGGAAAACAGAAGAUUCUGCAUUGCUAACUGUACUUGUUCCACCAACAAAAAAAGCUGCAUUGCAAGGUGUCAUGCUACAGCUGGGACAAACCCUUCGACUAAAGUGUGAUGUGAAUGGAGAUCCUAAACCAUCUUUUGUAUGGACGAAAAGACUACUAGGAAAAACUGAACGGAUAAUGUUACCCGAUCAAAAGAAGGCUGAGCUACUUAUCACAGACGUGCGUAUCGAACAUGCUGCGUAUUACGGAUGUACAGCAACCAAUAGUCUUGGCAACAUAACACUCAAAGAGGUUUUUAUUGAUGUAAACACAAUGGUAGCGUCUCUGUUCAGUUUCGCGUCGUUUAUAAAAUUGAAGUCAAGAAUCCAGAAGACAAGCCUCCACCAGAUGCCAAGGUGCGAAUUGCAAAUGUUCUUGUCCGYAGGGUGAAGACGUCAGRUGGUAUCGUAGGGAAGCUGAUAUUWAAAGCCGAGUCUCUGAAACCRCGAGGUAUGUAUACGUAA
This is a messenger RNA of Actinia tenebrosa (Australian red waratah sea anemone), 1357 nucleotides long. RefSeq lists its product as uncharacterized. Gene Ontology annotation, molecular function: protein tyrosine kinase activity; protein binding; ATP binding. The record is from RefSeq and is a predicted model, not a curated record. Gene Ontology annotation, cellular component: plasma membrane. NCBI's taxonomy places the organism in Eukaryota, Metazoa, Cnidaria, Anthozoa, Actiniaria, Actiniidae. Gene Ontology annotation, biological process: protein phosphorylation; homophilic cell-cell adhesion.